UGAUGAACAGUUCGAUUAGUUAGCCGCUGACAGUAACAUGUGGAUGAAGUGUAUUCUUGCUCUGGUGGUUGCGGCCCUUGUGGGCCAGCAGAUUGCUGCAGUUGAGGGUCUGUCGUGCUAUACCUGCAACUCGCCGAGCUCCUGUCGCUAUCCCAGCUCACAGUACUGCAAUGUACAAACUGCCAAUGCGACCAGUAGCUGGCUGAGUGCCAUUCACAGCAAUGUGCCUUCCAUUGUGACCUAUGACUAUAAGUGCGUGAAUCUAACCUAUUUCUACGCCUCAAACAACGUCAAGGCCCAAGAAAUUCUCGGCUGUUACUACAGCGCCAUACCCGUAUGUAAUCUAAAUCUGAACGCGACUAACGCCUAUAGCUGGGCUAAAUCCUGUCGCACUUGCAACUACAACAAUUGUAAUCACAAUCCGGCGGGCACUUUUAGCAAGAGCAGCUUUACCAUUAUGGCUUCAGCGUUGCUGCUCAUCCUGGUCAAAGUAUUCGUAUAAGAAAUAUGUUUUCAUAAAUACAAAUUAAAAAAUGCACAGCUUUGAAUCUGUAGGAUAUAAAA
Messenger RNA from Drosophila hydei, 564 nucleotides. RefSeq lists its product as uncharacterized. The record is from RefSeq and is a predicted model, not a curated record. The coding region runs from base 38 to 502 and encodes 154 amino acids. NCBI's taxonomy places the organism in Eukaryota, Metazoa, Arthropoda, Insecta, Diptera, Drosophilidae. The transcript has 3 exons.